Molecule: messenger RNA, 4537 nt
Organism: Chinchilla lanigera (long-tailed chinchilla)
Lineage: Eukaryota; Metazoa; Chordata; Mammalia; Rodentia; Chinchillidae
Exons: 2
Coding region: 2284-3198 (304 amino acids)
Source: RefSeq, a predicted model, not a curated record
UGAAAGGAUAAAGUCAUUGUGGUAUGUCCAUACAAUAGAAUACUACUCAGCAGUGGAAGGAACAAACUUUCAGUACAUGCAGUAAACUCAAAGGCAUCUCCAAGUGUGCUGAGUGAAAGAAGCUAUUCUAAAAAGAUUUUAUGCUUUUUGAGCUCAUUUGCAUGACACUCUUGAAAAGAAUAAACCAUAGCAAGAGAGACCAGAGCAGGAAUGGCAGGGGUUAGGGUUUGGAAGGAGUUUACGGUCUGAAUACAAAGGGAAAGUAGGAGGAAGGUGUUUGGGGUGAUGUGUCCUGAUGGUGGUGGCAGCUACAGAAACUCAUACAUCUGUUAAAAUUAUAGAGCAAUACACAAUUAAGUCUAUUUUACUAUGUGUUAGUUUAUAAAAUAAAAUAAGGCCAUGUAAUGUGGACCAUCAAUAUGGAGCUCAAAAUUGCAUGCAUGGCAACAUCAUACUACUUCGUGGAUUUACUGCCAGUUUCUGUAGAGGAGGCUGGCGUCUCUACCGCCUGCAUCUCUCCUGCCGCAGACCCCUUCUUGCAUUCCUGCCCUUGAUUAGGAUGUCCUCCUCUUCCAAAUGCUAGUUCUUUCUGAGCCGUGAGACACUUCUGGCUAUAACACCUUUUCUGCACUGAGGUGGCCUUUCUAGCUUUCCAUAGUGCAUCACCUCUGCAGCUAGAUAUUAAUCCUUUAGAGGAAAAAAAGACAAACUUCCUCAUAUUCCCCAAAGCAUGUGACAGGUUGACUCACAGCAAAUACAAAGAGAACACGGGACAACAACCACAGAAUACUCAUGCCGCAGCUGUCUGGAAAGAGCUUGCCCUGGGAAGAGGAAGGCUCCAUCCCUGGGUCUGAUGCAAGAGCCAGGGAGCCUUGGGUGAGCUGUAUGGUGUAGCAGAUUUCUGCUUCCUCAUGUAUAAAACUGAAACAGGGAUUUGCUGAGAGAAGUUUUAGCUCUAAAGUUUCACAAUGAGGCACCUUGGAGAGCUAGCGGAAGAAUGAAAGAGAAUGCUCUGAUGACAUUCACAUCUUGGAACACUUCCUGAUUUUAGACCUGUGGCUAAGGAGUAUUUGUAGGGGCACAGGAAAAGCCACACCUCAGUUCUUACAGGGUGACAACUAGUACAGGGGACUGCAUGGGCCAGAAGCCUCUGUAUCUGACCCACCUUUAAAUUUUUUUUUUUUUAUUAUGGUAAAAUACAUACAAGUUUUACCCUUGUAACUAUCUUUCAGCACAGUUCAAUGCUAUUUGUUAUACGGCCACCACACCAGCCCUCUCCAGAACGUUCGCAAUUUCCCAGCCUGAUACCGUCCCACUGAACACUGACUCCACAGCCCCUUCUCCCCGCAGCCCUGCAAGCACUGCUUCCCUGUCUGCCUUGUGAAUUUGAACUCCAGGUCUCUUGUGGGAAUGACUCCCCAGUAGUGGUUAUUUCAUACCUGGUUUAGCUGGUAGUGUCCUCGAGGCCCACAUGUCACAGCAUGUGUGAGCACUUCCGUCCUUCAGAAGGAUGAGCAAUAUCCCACUGUGUGUGACAAUCACACUGUGUUUAUCCAUUCACCCACCAAGUGCAUGUUUGGUGGUUUCCACCGAUUGGCUGUUUUCACCUUGUGAGGGACCCUGAUGCCUCCCCGCUGAUAUGAUCUGGUGGGUGCCCUCAGACAGUCCUGCCCCAACUCCCUCUGUCCUUUCCUCACUUGCCUGAAGAGAAUCUCUCCAUUCUCGGAAUGAAUUCCAGCAUUCCUCGCAUGGUGGUGCCGCCGUUCGGAAGGCCAAGCAGCUUUCCUGUGUGAAGCUCACGGACAGCUUAGGGGUCUCUGGGUUGAGAAGCAGGCCCUCCACCUCCACCAGGGCUCUGAUCAGCUGUGGGCCAUGUGCCCUCAGGGUGGGCACAGAGUCUGCCAGAUGGGCAGGCAGGAGGUGCCCACAUCUCAGGCCCACUGCUGCCCUCCUUGCUGGCCAAAGCACCUUGUUCUCCUCCAGGGUAGCCAGGUCACCCCCUGAGAUUCGAGUCUCUCCCUGUGCCUAGCUUGUUUCACGCCACUUGCCUUCUUUGCAGGUGACUUAGAGGCAGGAAGGCACUUGCACUUACACUCUGAUGACAUUUUUAGACUUGGUUUUCUGCACAAACAUAGGUAAAUUUGCUAAUGGCGGUAAAAGUGAUCAUACGUGCGUUCACACUCUUGUUAGCCUAGUGUUUCUUUUUUACUAAAUAGGAUGUCAUGAGUCUUUUUUCAUAUCAACAUACAUUUGCAUCUUGAUGAAUAAACAACAAACUUCUUGAUGGCAAAUAACGUUAUACUGAAUUGUUUUAGAAACUGUGGGAGGGGUCCACGCCAAUCAUUUCAUUUAUCUUUAAAUAAAUUUCUCCUUUGGCCUGUUUGCACUGUUUUUGACAUAUUAGUUUUCCCUCAACUUGCAACAACGCCGGUGACCAGCAGGGUGCGCUCAUGGACGUGGCUCCUGGUUGCGCGCAGGUUCCGACCGGCUUCCGGAAGGGAUUUUCUGCUGUUCUGCAGUUGUCGUAUAGUCCCGACAGCAUGGAGUCAGACUCAGCUUCUGACGGACGCCGGUCAGGUCAGUGGUCCUCAGACGCAGCGCAGCAGGUUCCCUGGAUGCAGAGGCUGGCUCCUGAGCGCAGGGAGGCACGGUGUCCGCACCAUUUGCAUCUGGGCUCGCGGAAGCACACGCUGCAUUCGUUCCCCUGGGAGGCAAAUGCGCAGUCACGACCAAGCUAGCUUGCUGGGCCGGAGGCGUCGCGGCCAGGACGGAAGAGUGCUCCCUCUUCCCUUACCUCCUGCAUGCGGGAGGCACGUUCACUGCAGCGCCGCGCUCGCUGCUGCCCGCCCUGAGCGGCGCCUCACCGCGGGUUCCGGCCGGGACCCUGCUCUCGGCCGCGCUCGCCGGCUCUCGCCCCAGGACGGCAGACCGAGCACCGAGCACCGAGCACCGAGCACCGAGCACCGAGCACCGAGCACGGACAGUGCCGCAGGCCCAGCCAGCCUGUCCGGGCCGCGUCAGCACGGCUCCAGGGUCCCUCCUCUGCAGCCCUGUCCCCAUGGUGGGCAAGGUCACAUCUUUCACACGUCACUGACGAUGCCCUGGCCUCCAUCCCAUCAGAAAGUGCAUUGUAGUGUUUUGCUUUUAAUAUAUUUAUUGUGUACCCGUUGCUGGGAAAUUGGUCAUUCCUACGGCUGAAUGCGGAUGACGCGUGCUCUGACUUUACCUGUGACCAGGAGGUCGCUCGUGUGUGGAGCCGUAUCUGGAGCCCCGUGUCCCUCUGCGAACCUGAAACUGGGUGUUCUUGUGGAGGCCACCAAGGGCGGGCAGGGCAGAUGACCAUCUCGUGUUCACUGCUGGCUCGAGGGUGAGGAACUGCAGCUCAGACGAUGAACAGCAGGCCCAGCGCCGUGCUGCUGCUGAGCGGUAGAAUGAGCCCCAGACCAUGUGCCUGUGACUCUCAGCACCCCUACACCAAGGUGCACAGAUGCCUCCCACGCUGCAGUGUGCUGUGAGGACAGCACAUCCAGGGAUGUUAAGAGCCAGGGAUGGCCAGGCGAGCAUUUACAGGCAAAGCAGACUUCCUCCCAGGGGCACUGAGACAAGUGACUGGGCGUGUGGACGGCAGGGCCAGCCCUCCUUGUCCUUCACUUGGCUCUGGGCUUCCAGCCACUUUCACAUGAACAGAGAUUGCGGCCGUUCCUGCGGGCAGAGCGCCUCCCUGGGCUCCGUUCGGACUUUCUCUGCAGUGACUUCCCUCCAGCGGUGCUCACUGUUGCCUCGUGCCAGCCUCUGCCUGGGCCUGAGCCCCUGGGAUCCAGGAGUGACAGGGCUGCCAGAUGGGACCUGAGAAAUGUCUGUCCAUCUCUAGUAAGUUGUUUCCCCUUAUGUGCUUCCCACCUUCUUUCUCUCCAGAAUAUUUACUUUUGAUUCUCAAAAGCUAUUCUGUUUAUGUAAGUACCCCUCUAUCUGCCCUCCGAGCCCCAGAAAAAUAGGCAGUGCUGGUCCCAAGGAGAAUGCGGAGUCUCUGGAAGGGAAGAACUCCUGGCCUAGAGGCCCGGCCCUGAUGAAGCACUCAGCAGCGCUGGAACCAAUCUUUUUUUCCAUGUCGUGUGACAUCCAACUUCACGGUUGGGGAGCCUUUCCCCUUUGCUGGUAUUUUUGCAGAGAGAGAGAGAGAGAGAGAGAGGGAGCAAGCGAGAGAGCAAGAGAGAGAGAAGGCAGUGUUUGGUGGGGACCGUGGGCUCAGCAGUGCUCAUCAUGGCCAAGGGUCUGACCGGAGGGCAGGGGGCUUCGGUUCCUCCUACUGUAUGUUGCUGACCAGUCUGUGGCUGCCGCCCAGUGGCUCGGUCCCCUCUCCAGGCCUGUUUCAAGAGUCCUUCAUCAUAGAAUCUCGGGAUGAUAAAUGUAUUUUGAUGUAUAUUUCCACCCCUGCAAUGCUUUCUGUGUGGCCGAUGCUAUUAAAUGCAUGCUCUGGGAAUCGUAGUAAUUUUCUUGAAAUAAUAAAGAAUCCCCCAUGCUGGGGAAAGACAUUCAA